CGGACCGGGGCGGGCUUGUGGGGAAGCGAAACUGGGGGAGGAGGAGGCGGCUCUGGCAGCGGCAGGGCCAGGCCUGGUGGCGGCGGCAUCGGCGGCCUGAUUCCCCCCUCUCCGCUCCUUGGCAGCUCGCCCUCUUCCCUCAGCUAACAAUGAGGAGGAGAAAUGAUUCGGAAUGCACUGCCCCUCUCAAGAAACAGAAGAAAAGAGUUGCAGAGCUUGGCCUGAACCUCAGCUCUACAUCUGACGAUGAACCUCCCUCCUCUGUCAAUCAUGCAGCAAAAGGCAUCCCCUGGACAGUGUGCCCUGGUAGUUAACUGUCUCGCCAGAAACUACAUAUCCCCUGAGAUCUAUAUGCGGCUUUCCUAUUCAAGUCAUUGCAUUAAAGCAGCAUCUGCUACAAGCCUAAGUGGGUCUGACAGUGAGACUGAGGGGAAGCAACGCAGCUCUGACUCUUUUGAUGAUGCAUUCAAAGCAGACUCUCUCGUGGAGGGAACUUCCUCUCGCUAUUCCAUGUAUAACAGUGUGUCCCAGAAGCUUAUGGCCAAGAUGGGCUUCAAGGAAGGUGAAGGAUUGGGUAAAUACAGCCAGGGUCGGAAAGACAUCGUUGAGGCCUCUAAUCAGAAAGGUCGACGAGGCUUGGGUCUGACGCUGCAAGGCUUUGACCAAGAGCUGAAUGUGGACUGGCGAGCUGAGCCAGAGCCCAGUGCCUGUGAGCAGGUGUCAUGGUUCCCAGAAUGUACCACUGAAAUUCCUGACACUCAGGAAAUGAGCGAUUGGAUGGUUGUGGGAAAGAGAAAGAUGAUUAUUGAAGAUGAAACAGAGUUUUGCGGGGAAGAGCUGCUUCACAGUGUGUUGCAAUGUAAGAAUGUGUUUGAUAUCCUGGAUGGGGAGGAGAUGCGGCGAGCUCGGACCCGGGCCAAUCCCUACGAGAUGAUCCGAGGAGUCUUCUUCCUAAACAGGGCGGCAAUGAAGAUGGCUAACAUGGAUUUUGUGUUCGAUCGCAUGUUUACAAAUCCGAGGGACUCUUAUGGGAAACCACUGGUGAAGGACCGGGAAGCUGAGCUUCUAUACUUUGCUGACGUCUGUGCAGGCCCAGGUGGCUUCUCGGAGUAUGUGCUGUGGAGGAAGAAGUGGCACGCAAAGGGCUUUGGAAUGACUCUGAAGGGUCCUAACGAUUUUAAGCUGGAAGACUUCUACUCGGCCUCCAGUGAGCUCUUCGAACCCUACUACGGUGAGGGUGGGAUCGAUGGAGAUGGAGACAUCACCCGCCCGGAGAACAUCACUGCUUUUCGGAAUUUUGUCCUGGAUAACACAGAUCGCAAGGGUGUCCACUUUCUGAUGGCUGAUGGGGGUUUCUCAGUGGAGGGACAGGAGAACCUGCAGGAGAUCCUCAGCAAACAGCUGCUGCUCUGUCAGUUCCUCAUGGCGCUGUCCAUUGUCCGGACAGGAGGCCACUUCAUCUGUAAAACCUUUGACCUCUUCACACCUUUCAGUGUGGGGCUCGUCUACCUGCUGUACUGCUGCUUUGAACGAGUAUGUCUCUUUAAGCCGAUCACCAGCCGUCCUGCCAACUCAGAGAGGUAUGUGGUGUGCAAGGGCCUGAAGGUGGGCAUUGAUGAUGUGCGGGAUUACCUCUUCUCAGUCAAUAUUAAACUCAACCAGCUGCGGAACACCGAUUCCGACGUCAACCUUGUGGUCCCCUUGGAGGUGAUCAAGGGAGACCAUGAAUUUACUGACUACGUGAUACGGUCCAACGAAAGCCAUUGUAGUCUGCAGAUCAAAGCUCUGGCCAAAAUCCAUGCCUUUGUUCAAGACACGACCCUGAGUGAGCCUCGGCAGGCAGAGAUCCGGAAAGAGUGCCUCCGGCUUUGGGGGAUUCCAGACCAGGCUAGAGUUGCUCCUUCUUCCACAGACCCAAAAUCUAAGUUCUUCGAGCUAAUCCAGGGCACUGAGAUCGACAUCUUCAGCUAUAAGCCCACGCUGCUUACUUCCAAAACCCUGGAGAAGAUCCGCCCAGUGCUCGACUACCGCUGCAUGGUGUCUGGCAGUGAGCAGAAGUUCCUCAUCGGCCUGGGGAAGUCUCAGAUCUACACAUGGGAUGGCCGCCAGUCAGACCGCUGGGUCAAGCUGGACCUGAAGACAGAGCUACCCCGGGACACUCUGCUCUCUGUGGAGAUUGUCCAUGAGCUGAAAGGGGAGGGGAAGGCCCAGCGGAAGAUUAGUGCCAUCCACAUCCUCGAUGUCCUUGUGCUGAAUGGCAGCGACGUUCGGGAGCAGCACUUUAACCAACGAAUUCAGCUUGCUGAGAAAUUUGUGAAAGCUGUUUCCAAGCCCAGUCGGCCUGACAUGAAUCCCAUCAGGGUGAAGGAGGUAUACAGGCUGGAGGAGAUGGAGAAGAUUUUUGUCAGGUUAGAAAUGAAGAUCAUCAAGGGCUCCAGUGGCACACCAAAGCUCAGCUAUACAGGGCGGGACGACCGGCACUUUGUGCCCACUGGCCUCUACAUCGUCAGGACAGUGAAUGAGCCAUGGACUAUGGGAUUCAGCAAAAGCUUCAAGAGGAAGUUCUUCUACAACAAGAAAACCAAGAACUCUACCUUUGACCUCCCUUCAGAUGCCAUUGCUCCAUUUCACAUCUGCUACUACGGCCGGCUCUUCUGGGAGUGGGGGGAUGGCAUCCGUGUGCAUGACUCCCAGAAGCCCCAGGACCCAGACAAGCUGUCCAAGGAGGACGUCCUCUCCUUCAUCCAGACGCACAGCGCCUGAGGAUGCCCACCCCUGCCGAAUGCCCUGUCGUUCCCUGAGCCUGGCCAUGAGGUUGGUGGCCUCCUCUGAAGAGCUCAGUUGGGGCCUUCUGGGACACUUUUUGGAAUUCCCUCCCCGGAGCCCUUCCUGGGAACUGUCUCCCCUGCCGGGACUCAGCCUGAAGGAUGCAGCUCCUACAGCACGUUUGAGGUCAGGGCCCAGGGCACAUGGGGCCAGUGGAGGAUGUGUCAGAGGGCAGCAGGGCUUCGGCUCUGCCAUUCCUUCCUGUAUCCUGUAGACUCACUUUUCUGAGUUCCACGCAGUGCCCUGAGGGCGGCCAUGCCCCUGCUUUGCCCAACUUUUUAUUGGGCUGACCCUGAGAGGUAGGGGGCCCACUGUUGUGAGCUGGCCAGGAGCAGCUGCUAUAUAAAUCGAGAUUUUGUUUCUUUGAACUUGCUCUGUUUUGAUGCCAAGUUGGAGAUUUUCUUGUCUCCUCCCCCUACCCUCUCCUGGUCUUCCCUGGAGUUCUUCCCAGCCCAAACCUCUGACCAUCCCGCAGGCCGGGAAGGGGGGCAUGUGGACCCCACAUCUCUGACACCAUGUCAGGAUGCAGGUAGCAUUGUCUGGUGGUGGGUGUGACUGCUUCCUGGGGUUGUAGAGCCUUCCUGGGCCUCAACCCUUUUGAUCUAAACCUCGGGCAGCUCUAGAAGGGGAGGAAGCAGCCUUGAAGACCUGCCAUUUUCUAUGCGUCAAACAGUAGUGGCCCCACUGUAACAGAGGUCCUGUUGGGUUGGGUCGCACCCAGUCCUCUGGCAAUCAUGGCACUCCCGUUUGUCCCAGCCACCUUGCCACCCUCCCCCCUCCUUUGUUUUUUCAUCCCCAGCAGGAGGCACAGUAGCUUUUGUUUGUCCUUUUGUGGUCACUCCAUUUCCUCUAUCUUGGCGGGUGGAGUGGGAAGCUGGGCAGUAGCUUUGGGUGGGGGAGGGAACCUGUGGUUGUUUGUUUUUAAUGGGAAAUACCUCUCAGAGAUGAUGCUCCUGUGGGCUCCCUAGGGCCUCAUCCCAGUGCUAGACUGGUUUCCAUGGAGAUAGAGGGCACUGAGGCUCCCCAUGAGGUUGAAAUUGACUCCACCUCAGGGGUCUCAGGCCAGCAUCCCCCAGGCUGUCAGCAGCACCGCUGAGAUGCUGUAUUUCCACCCAAUUCUGGGUAUCAGUGUGUCUUGCAGAAUCUUGGAUCAUUAAAGAUAAACAUAUUUUUAA
This is a messenger RNA of Balaenoptera musculus (blue whale), 4001 nucleotides long. It is a transcript of the gene CMTR1, whose product is annotated as cap methyltransferase 1. Gene Ontology annotation, biological process: 7-methylguanosine mRNA capping. Bases 247 to 2763 code for a protein of 838 amino acids. Gene Ontology annotation, cellular component: cytoplasm; nucleus. Lineage: Eukaryota; Metazoa; Chordata; Mammalia; Artiodactyla; Balaenopteridae. The record is from RefSeq and is a predicted model, not a curated record. Gene Ontology annotation, molecular function: protein binding; nucleic acid binding; methyltransferase cap1 activity. The transcript has 25 exons.